AUGUCGGAAACGAAGGAGGGAACCAGAGGGGCGGCGCAGGACAUUACUUGGAGCCAGAAGGAAGCCAAGGCCGCGCUGCUUAAGAUAAGAGACAAGCUGGAGAACAUCGGCUACGGAGGUGGGCCGGAGGCGUUGCAGCGCAAGUUUGAGAAUUACGCCCGGCUUGAGAGCGACGACGAAGUCUCUGCAAAGGCUGGGGGGGACCUCGGGCCCAUCACGAAGCGGAAGAUGCUGUUCGGCGGCGCAGAGCUCGCCAAGGCCGCUUUCGAGCUCGAGCAGGGCAAAAUGGCGGACAUCGUGACCACCAAGGAGGGCGUCCACCUGGUGGCUCGCUUCGAGUAG
Prorocentrum cordatum is the source of this 342-nucleotide messenger RNA. Lineage: Eukaryota; Dinophyceae; Prorocentrales; Prorocentraceae. The record is from the annotation of a GenBank genome assembly.